AUGCUCGGCCAAUUGACAAACCUAUUCCCAGAUGAGGACGGCUCCCUGAACUACAUUUCUUGGAUCUUCUUCGCCGUUCCGCUGAUGUUGUGCUGUCUGAUGGCCUGCUGGACGACGUUGUGGCUCUUCUUCCUUCGGGAUGCUCCCGAAGAAGACGAGCACGUCACCAAGAUGCUCCACGAUCGCUAUGAGAAGUUGCCGAGGACGAGUUACGCGGAAAAAUCUGUGAUGUUCUGCUUCGCGCUGUUGCUGGCGCUGUGGAUGGGCCGGAAUCCGGGGAUUGUGCCCGGAUUCGGGAAAUAUUUCGCGAAGGGAUUCUAUACCGAUGCGACGUCCGCGAUCUUGGUGUCAAUGCUGUUGUUUGUACUGCCCGCCGAGCAGCCGGAUCUGUUGAGGAUACUGAAGCCAGAAGAGGUAAAGAAGGGGCCGCCACGACUCAUGGAUUGGCCCGCCAUGCAAAAGAGCUUCCCGUGGAGCGUCGUUUUGUUGUUGGGCGGAGGGUUCGCGUUGGCGGCUGGCGUAAAAGAGUCGGGCCUAUCGCUGAUGCUCGGCCAGCACAUGUCAUACCUGUCGAAGAUGGACUCGUGGGCGCUGCAGGCGUUGUGCAUGGCCAUUGCCAUGGUCGUCACCAACAUUUGCUCCAACACCGUCACCGCCUCCAUUUUUGUGCCCAUCGUCGCGACAUUGGCUCAAGAGGUCGAGAUCCACCCGUUCCAAUUGAUGCUGCCCACCACGCUGGCCUGCUCGUUCGCCUUCGUCCUGCCGGUUGGCACCCCGCCAAAUGCCAUCGUUUUCGGGUCGGGCAUGGUCAAAGUGUCGGACAUGAUGUUCAUCGGGUUAAUCCUGUCCGUCGAAACGCUCUUCCUAACAAUUCUCUAUAUGAACACGGCCGCCCUCAUCUUCCUGCCCAUCGGUGAAUUCCCGAGAUGGGCGGCGCUGGAUGUCAAUGGAACAAUUGCUCUC
Mesorhabditis spiculigera is the source of this 963-nucleotide messenger RNA. The record is from the annotation of a GenBank genome assembly. NCBI's taxonomy places the organism in Eukaryota, Metazoa, Nematoda, Chromadorea, Rhabditida, Rhabditidae.